Molecule: messenger RNA, 2075 nt
Organism: Papilio machaon (common yellow swallowtail)
Lineage: Eukaryota; Metazoa; Arthropoda; Insecta; Lepidoptera; Papilionidae
Gene: gudu
Product: armadillo repeat-containing protein gudu
Exons: 6
Coding region: 93-2075 (660 amino acids)
Molecular function (GO): protein binding
Source: RefSeq, a predicted model, not a curated record
UGAAACCUCAAUGUUCAUACCGCGCUUUUAGAAUACUAUAUUUUAUUUAUCAAGUUAAUUAUUUAUUUGUGAACGUAAUUAUUAGAUAAAUCAUGGCGGAAGGCGAUAACGUUUCGGCGUUCAGUAUGGAAGGAGGGCAGGAUGCGGUCGGACUGCCGAGAAUUGUAAUGGUCACAGAGGGAUCUGACACGUCAGCCUCCUCAGCAUCCUCGACUACGCCCUCUGAGGACAACUGGGCAGAUCUUAUCAAGUCGUCAGAGAUACCACCAGAGUACUGGCAUAUACAAAAGCUUGUCAAGUACAUGAAGGCUGGAAAUCAAACGGCUACAAUGGUCGCACUAUCCUGCCUAAAGGAUCACGAUUUAACCAUUGAAGUUAAUCAAAGAGCUAUACAAGAAAUUGGCGGCUUGGAAUUACUUGUUAAUUUAUUAGAAACAAGAGACCUUUGCUGUAUUCUUGGAAGCUUGGCAGUUCUCAAAGAUAUCUCACCAAACAUUGAAAUAAGAAAAAAGGUUACAGACCUGGGGGCUAUCCCUUUAUUGGUCGGACUACUGUCAGAUCCUGCGAAGGAUGUUCAAAUAUUAGCAGCUGAGACGAUUGCAAAUUUAGGAAGAAUUCGGAAGACAAGGAAAUUCUGUAGAAAGUUUGGUGGUUUGCCAAAAUUAAUUGAUUUAUUGGAUAUUAAAGAAAGAUAUCUGGUGACGCCAAGGGAAGAGUUGAAUCUAGAGGAGACUCAGUUUCUAGAUAUCGCUCGAGCUGGGGCUAAAGCACUAUGGUCAAUGUCUGCCUCGCAGAGAAACCGUGAGGCUAUGAGAAAAUUUGGCAUGAUACCUUUGAUAGCUCGUUUGCUUAAGACGGUACAUCUCGACGUCGCCGUGCCCGCAGUCGGUCUUCUACAAAUGUGUGCCAACGAAACCUCCUUCCAGUUGGCGAUACAAACAGAAAAAAUGGUCAAUGAUUUGAUCACACAUUUGGCAAACGAAGAUAAAGACUUAAAGACUUAUUGUAGUUUGGCCAUAUAUAAAUGUGCAAGUGAUCCAAUAACAAGAGACAUGAUAAGAGAAGCGGGGGGAUUAGAACUUCUAAUAGAUGCCGCAAAAGAUACCACAAAUAGAGCAAAUAAGCCUUUAAUGGCUGCGGUGACCGGAGCACUAUGGAAAUGUGCCAACAGUGAAGCUAGUGUUAAAAAACUAGACUUCCUUGGUGCAGUUCCGAUAUUGGUUCGACUACUCGAUGAUGAAAAUGAUGGUGUCCUAACAAACGUCGCUGGUGCGUUGGCAGAAUGUGCUAAAUACCCACCGAAUCGAGAGAAGAUACGCGCCUCUGGUGGCAUUCCAAUGUUAAUACAUCAUCUGAACAAUACAUAUAAACCGUUAUUGGAGAACGUACCUUUGGUUUUGAUGGAAUGUGCAAAGGAACAUAAUUGUAUGAUGCAAAUAGAUGAACUUGAUGGAGUGAGGUUGAUUUGGUCCUUGCUGAAGAAUGACUCUAAAAAGGUGCAGACGAAUGCAGCACUAGCAUUGAGUCCCUGUGUGCAAAACGCCCCGGAUUCCGGAGAGAUGGUCCGGUCGUUUGUGGGUGCUUUGGAACUGACAGUGGAUUUACUGGACUCUGAUGAUCAUAAUGUACUAUCCGCCGUGUGUGCUGCAAUUGCUACGAUCGCUAAAGACAAUGAGAAUCUAGCUGUGAUUUCUGAUCAUGGUGUCGUGGCUAAAUUGUCCAAGUUGGUGAGUACCACCGAUGAUCACCUGCGCGCUAAUCUGGGCGUGGCGAUCGCGUACUGCUGUGAUUGGGCACAGAACCGGCAGGAGUUCGGCAAGCGCGGUGCUAUCACCCCCUUAGUCAACUAUAUGACGUCACGCGACCCCAACGUGCACCGCGCAACCGCACUCGCUCUAUACCAUCUAUCCUUCUAUUCCAUCAAUUGUGUCACCAUGCAUGCUGCUGGCGUCGUGCAGUUUCUCUUAGAAACGAUUGGCUCGAAAGACCCUAUACUUCAGGAAGCAUCUGCAGGUUGUCUCUGCAAUAUACGUAAACUCGCUCUGGCCACCGAGAAAAUUAAAUUAAAACAAUAA